AAUUAGUGCCAGCGAAUCGGUCGGGGAGGAGCCGCCUUACAGUCGCCAAGUAACACUUGCAGCCUCGACGAAUCGACAGCAAGGGCCUGAAACGGAUCGAAGAUGCCCGUGAGGAGUGAAAGAGGCGAAACAACGCGACGCUCCUGCGAUUUCUUCUCCGAAUGAUGAUGUCCGGCGGUUGUUUUAGCAAAGAUGUCGCCGGAAAGUUGCUGUUGCCGUCGUUUGUUCCCCAGCGCCCGCUUCACGGCGUGAGAGCGCGCUAAGCGUCUCUUCGCUCGAUCUUUCGCGUCAUUCGGCGUGUUUAUCGGGAUGAACUGAAAGUCGCCAGCCAUUGCUUGCUAAUAAGCUAAUAAGCUAAUAACAUUAGGAGAGCGCAGCACUUCACUGGGACUUGUGUAAGACUAAAGUCGAGAAUCGCGGCAACUUGCUUAGAAAUCCUGGUUUUGAUCUACGCUAGUCCGCUUUAGGAACAACCUCAUUUCCUCUUUGGGAAGGAACUCCUUACAUCUCCAGAUUUCUCAUCUUCUUUCUCAGCCUCGGCGACUUUGUCUCCGACUCAGAUUCAGCGGUAUAUCAACCUGGUACAGUCUGCCCAUUAUGGAGGCGCUCACUCCGCAGCAGAGCAACAGCCUUCACAUCUCCUCUCUAAACCAUGUCAGAAACACGCCUCUUCAAGCCCAUGAAAAUCGGUAACAUCCAGGUCCAGCAUCGGAUCGGGAUGGCACCCCUGACUCGUCUUCGAGCUACAGUUGACCGUGUACCUACCCCGAUGAUGAAGGAGUACUACAGCCAACGAGCCUCGGUACCUGGUACUCUGAUCAUCACAGAGGGAACGAUGGUCUCUCACGCAGCGGCCGGUGGUUUCCCGCAAGCGCCUGGAAUUUGGCGCGACGACCAGAUUACCGCCUGGAAAACAAUCACCGACGAAGUCCACAGAAAAGGGUGCUUCAUCUUUGUCCAGUUGUUCGCUUUUGGCCGGGCAGCGGUCACGGAAGUGGCGGAGGCAGAAGGUGUUGAGAUCGUGGCACCCAGCGCAAUCGGGAUUCCGCAGGAGGAAAUUCCCGGUGCACCCACUCCGAGGGCGAUGACCAUCGAUGAGGUCAAGCAAACGGUCAGAGAUUUUACGGUGGCAUCGAAGAACGCUAUUGCCGCAGGCUUCGACGGGGUCGAAAUCCACGGUGCGAAUGGAUACCUUCUCGACCAGUUCCUGCAGGAUACGAGCAACCAUCGCGAUGACGAGUACGGCGGAAAUGUUGAAAACCGUUCUCGCCUUCUUCACGAGGUGUUGCAUUCCGUUGUGGAAGCAAUCGGUGCUGACCGUGUCGGACUCCGUCUGAGUCCCUGGUCGAGGUUCCAGGGCAUGCGCAUGGAGGAUCCGGUUCCACAGUUCCGAGACGUCGUCGACCGAGCCAGCCUGUUUGACCUCGCGUACUUGCACCUGGUGGAGUCCCGGAUAUUUGGUGCCGGCGACUAUGCCAGGAGCGAAACCGAGACGCUCGACUUUGUAUACGAGAGGUGGAAUGGCCCGAUUCUCGUGGCGGGUGGGUAUGGAGCUGCCGAGGCCCGUUGGCUUGUUGAUGAGGAGCACCCGGAUAAGGACAUCAUGGUCAUUUUCGGACGGCAUUUCAUUUCAAACCCGGAUCUCGUGUAUAGGAUUCAGAAGGGCCUGGAGCUUGGCAAAUACGACCGCACAACGUUUUACAGUUCUGGUUCCCCAGUCGGCUACGUCGAUUAUCCUUUCAGUCUGGAGUAUCUGGCAGUCGAGGGGCGCUAGUCUGGGUUAGAACGAGAUGCGAUCGACAACCAGACACUCGCGCCAUGUCAAUCCCUCAUUGGAACCUAAGGCAACGUGGGAAUGGAACUUGGAUUUCCAUCAGUCAGUCAUCUUUUGUAUGGGGGAAACUUGUAGUACAUGUGAUGUGAAUUUUCAGCAGGGCCACAGUUCUGUAAUAGAUAUAAGAAAUAGACAUUUUAUCAGAAGAUCCAGUGCUCCAAACUCCCGCCUCAGCCGAUGUAUCGUCAAG
Molecule: messenger RNA, 2024 nt
Organism: Aspergillus calidoustus
Lineage: Eukaryota; Fungi; Ascomycota; Eurotiomycetes; Eurotiales; Aspergillaceae
Source: the annotation of a GenBank genome assembly